GCGGCAAGAUCAAGUGUAUGACGUUUAUCGAUAGCACACAUAGCAUUGCAGCCGCAUCCGAUAAUGGAAGUAUUCACGUGUUUAGAAUUGAUUAUAUGACUGGCGUCAAUUCGCCAAAGUAUGGUAAGCCAGUGACCAUACGGGAGACAUACUUGGAUGCGGAAUAUGCAGUGGCAAUGGAACAUUUCGAUACCGGCACCGAAUCUAUCCUGUUGUAUGCGACUUCCAAGGGAAACAUAUGUGGAUUGGAUUUGCGAUCCAUGGAAGUAUUAUGGACUUUCGAGAACCCGAGAAGUCACGGUGUUAUCACCGCAAUGGUGACAGACAAAAAAUAUCGAUGGCUUCUUAUCGGCACGUCGCGAGGAAUCUUCACUCUAUGGGAUCUAAGAUUCAGGAUUCAACUAAGGUCAUGGGUGCAUCCCACAAAAAGUCGAAUCAGCAAACUUUUGUUGCAUCCACAAGCCGGAUCUGGUAGGCAAAGGUGGUGGGUGAUUGUUGCGGCAGGAAAAAAUGAAGUAUCAAUUUGGGAUAUAGAAAAGGUUGAAUGUAAAGAGGUUUACACGGUGAGAAGCGGAGAUGAGAAAAUUAGUGGAAUUACGUUCAAGCAAUAUGAUGGCAUACAUGUUCAUUACGAAUCACAUCCUACUUAUCGUAGUACAAACAAUUCGACAUCCUCUUCGCAAACAUCGACAAACAGCCAUGGCUCAAGUAAAUCGAGUCAAAGUGGUGGCAAACGUUCGUCAAAACAAAGUAAACAACAACAUAAUGGAAAGAAUCAAUUGAUCUUUAAUCAACAACUACAAUUGCUCGUAAAUCACUUGGAUUGCAUAACAGAUUUGAAAAUUUUCGAGCUACCUUACCCAAUGUUAAUUAGCGCGGAUAGAGAUGGUAUCGUGAAAGUAUUUUUGUAA
This is a messenger RNA of Acaulospora colombiana, 911 nucleotides long. The record is from the annotation of a GenBank genome assembly. Lineage: Eukaryota; Fungi; Glomeromycota; Glomeromycetes; Diversisporales; Acaulosporaceae.